UAGCCGUCCGAAAGAGUAGUGUCCUGAGGCUACUUCCGGGAACCAGCGGACUGAGAUCAAUGACGGGAGUGUUUGAUGUUGAUGUGUUCCGAUAAGGGGGGUAGUGUCUGGGGGAAAAGAAGAGGAGGGGACAAUGGAGGGAAAAGAGUAAUGAGCCGAGCAACGACGCGAUUACCGGUAAUUAAACAUGGCACUAAGGAUUUCGAGAGGCCGGGAGAUAUCCAUAGAGCAGCGGUAGGAGUCGGGCGUCGGCAGUCACUCUCACAUGAGUGGAGCGGAAAAGGCGGGCCCAGGGUGUAUGAUUCCUGGGGAUCCCUCUAGUUAUCCGUCUAUCGUAGGUAGUCAGGGACCCGGAGCGGCUCUGUCACGGCGAACAAAGAUAUGUUGUGGUACAAAGCGCAGCGGGACCGGGGAACGAGGAGGACAAGGCGGGCGGGUUAUCAGGCGCCCAUCUGCGGCCUCAAUCAGGGGACGAGGCAACAGUAAAGGAGGCAGGGACCAGAGGAGGGCAACAAAAUGGAAUGGGUGUGGCCUCGGUGAAAUUCCUGGCGCAGUGUGUGACUGUGUGUCCCAACGCUGGACCGUAUCUGAUACCACGAUGCGAGCUUUGGGGUCUGAGCCUCUGAUAGGCAGACAGGGAAGCGGUGCGAUAUCACCAGGUAUCAGGUCUGAUACGCCUGGCGACCGGCGAGGUUGCAAAGCUGGCGGGAAGAAAGCCGUUUCGCUUGCCGUGGCGUAGAUAGCAUCUAUAAUGCGACGAGGGUCCCUCACCGAUAAGGACCGGGCGAGCGACCUUUUGAGGCGUU
Canariomyces notabilis is the source of this 806-nucleotide messenger RNA. RefSeq lists its product as uncharacterized. The transcript has a single exon. The coding region runs from base 266 to 739 and encodes 157 amino acids. The record is from RefSeq and is a predicted model, not a curated record. NCBI's taxonomy places the organism in Eukaryota, Fungi, Ascomycota, Sordariomycetes, Sordariales, Chaetomiaceae.